CGUACAUAGAAUUUUAAAAGUAGUUAAAGGUAGUAAAAAUCAAAUAUAUUAGAUUGUCGUUUUUUAUAAUAUGGGAUAGAAAUAUUUAUAUUUUUGAUCAUAUCUCAAAUAAUGUUGGAGGUAGCUUAUAAUUGUUCAAAAAAAUGUCUAGAAAAUUAAUUGGAAUAUUCUAACAUUAAGAUGACCAUGUGGAGAGUUGUAGCUUUUUUUCUCUGUGCACCCAUUUAUGUAUGUGUAAACUCUCUUUGCGUGCGUGAGCGUGUGUGCGAGAGAGAAUCCUGACUCUUGCUAUCCUCACCACCAUCACCAUUGAAAGCGAAGUCCACGAUCCGCCCCUCGAUAAUCGAUAUUUACUAACCCACUCACUAACGCUCAUCGAUCGCUCGCCCUCUCUCUUUCUCUCAUGCUCUCACUCUCUCGCUCUAACAACGUACUAAUCCGAAAACGUAGUGUAUGAACCUAUGUGUAACCUAAUAUAUAACCCAUAUAUCAUUGAUGUGUAAGCGAAUGCCAGACCUCUCUCAACUCAACUAAACUCUCAACUAAAACUCAACUCAAAUAUCGCCUGCUCGCUCGUUCGCUAAAUCUAUCCCACUCCCACUCUCUGCUCCAGAUCUGUUUCUAUCGCCCCCCACGUUCCCUCUCUCACUCUCUGACUCACUCUACAGUUAAGCCUCAAUAAGUUUUCUUGUAAAACUUUUGCAAGUCUUCCGACCCAAUGACCGACCCCCUUUCUUCGCACGACUUUACUCAUUUAAUACACCAACAUUUGAUGGGAUUUUGCAUUUAUUAGCCAUAUGCAUAAGAGAUGUACGCGUGGUCGUGCAGUGGGAGGUGCCACUGUAGCCCAGCCAAAUGAGGGAAAGAGGUGUCUUGGCUGGGUAUACGUUUUACCACUUUCUGUUCUAGUUUCGGUUCAUUUUUGGCAAAGGGCAAGUUUGCCCCAGCUAAACAAGUUGAUGCCAACAGACACACACACUUACACACACUCACACACCCUCUUAAGCACACACACACUCAGAGGAACACACACAUGCUUAUACGCAAGGGUGUAAGAGGAACUUUUGCUUGAAAAAUCUCAGCAAACAGCCAAAGUUAAAGUGGCUUUUGGCAGUGUGCGUUUGAAUCGAUAUGUUUAAGCUGCUGACUGCAAUGUAGGCGAACUUUUGACACAAAUACACCAACACAUACACACACAAACAAACACGUAAAGAAGAUACAGUGACGUAGGCAGGGGGCUUCAAACCCACUUCCUUGCAGCACUGUAUUCUCACUUGAUGGAUAUGUAAUGAACAUUCCAACUGUGCUUUCUCAAGUGAAUUUAAAGAGUAUUGCACUCUAUUACUGAGCAGGAAUUUCAAGGAAAUUCUGUAAUUAAUCCUGGUAAUUCGUCCCCUCGAAAAGGACAUCGCACGCCACUGGCACGGGCACCACAUUGCGCCUAUAUGCAUAUGCCAAUGCCACAAUGUACGCCAACCACCCAGAUUCUCUUUGGCAUUGUGCAUGCAAAAUGGGAAAUUGCCUUCUGACUGACAACUUACAAAGAAUUUGAAUUUAGAAAAUUGCAAAUUUAUGUAGAAGCCAAGUGAACACAAUACACUCAAUGGUAGCCUAGAAUUUAUGCGCCCAGGUCCGAUCGGAUGUCACCAUCUAGUUUUUUUCAACUUUUCUCUGUAUUUUUUGGCAUGCACUUGGCAUCGGGCACAGUGAGGCCUCCUAUAUAUAUACCACCACCUCCCCGUAGCCUGCUUCCGUAUGUUUCCCUAGUAGUGUGCUUGAGUAAUUCCCUUACAAGCAACUUUGAUUCGCAAUCAAAUUCAUUUGUUCGAUUCCGGCAAUUGUGUUUUGAUUUGCAAGCACUUGAAAUGCGGCUCACAUCCGGUGGCGUCGUCCGAUAUUUUCGUCUUUAUUGCAUUGUCAGCAGCCCAAGUUGCUCAUUAACUGGGAUGACCCAAAUAAUUGGGGUAUUAGCCAUGGCUAAUAAGCCAUCUACACGCUCGCUGGCGGUCGCAAAAAAAAAAAAAAAGAAAGAAAGAAGAAUGAAAUUGUAGUCGGGAAAUUUACGAGCAGGAGUUUGGUUUAAGUGUCACGGAAAUGUCUGUCGGUGGGUUUAAAAUUUUUGCACAGCAGUUUUAUGUGAGUUUUUAUCAAGUUAUUUGCGAGAAUAAUUUCCGUUCUUUUAUCAAAUUUAUUGCAGAAAUAACACAUUAAUUGGAAAAAAAAAGAAUACGUUAUUAAUGCUUAACGCUAGUCACUUUAGAUUUAUUUUGCAUAAGAGUUAAUAGAAAGAACUGGAAUUUUUGAUGCAUAAUAAAUAAAACAAUUUAGUAAACCAUCAAGAAAAUAUUAAUUAUACAAAUUUAAAAUGUAUUUUUAUGCCUGUGCAUCGAACCUCAUUAAAUCAUAUUAAGUAAAUACCUUUAAAUUCAUAGUGCGUUCAUAAUGGCGAAAAUGUCCUUAUAUAAAUUCAAAAAGAGUAUCAGUCACAACUUGAUUUAUGUACUUGAGAACUUUCCGUCCACAAUUACUUUGAGCGCAUCCUUAGAUUUCCGUGACAUCCUGACACGUUUUAAGAUCCAGCUGGCUGGCGAAAAGUGUAGCAUACUUUUGUGGGGUGCCAAGUGUCCCCAGGCGGUUAUAAAUUUAUCCCCAUCAGGCAUCAGUGGUAAUGGUAAGGGGUGUUGUUUUGGGAAAGAAAGGUGGUGGAAGGAGCAGGGGGAACUGGAGAACGUUGGCCAAAUGACUUGACGCAAUUUCUCAAUUCUUAUUUCAUCCGCCAUGUGCGCCCAGUCAGUUUGGUUUAGCAUUCCAAGCGGUCACGGCCUGCGGGUUGAUGGCCACAAAAACCGAUAACCGAGAACAGGGAACCGGGAAACGAGAAGCGAAAACCGAAAACUGCAAACCAAACCAUUGACCAAAAGCAGGCAACUCAGAUACGAGAAUCGAGGCAGAGGCGUUAAUUGAAAUCCGGCUUAGGAACCAACCGAAUCGCCGGUUAACCCGAGGCGGCCCCAAAUCGGACAUCAUGCAGCCAUUAAACAAUAACACUUUUAGCCAACCACAUAUGGGUUAACAAACACACAUAUGUACACACGUGCACACAUACACGCGCGCGUUGGACAAACAGGCGAGUCCUUUAACAUUUCGCUGGAUGAUUUGUGGUGCAAUAAAGAAUGCCAUUUAAUACCGGGCCCAGCUCUUUAGCCUUUUCGAACCCGAUUCCCAACCCGAAUCGCAUCGCAACGACUCGAAUGGCAUGGAAUCGAAUCGAAUCGAAUCAAAACGGAUCCAGUCGAGAAACGGGGAAUUGGCAAGCGCCAAAACUAACAAGCUCAUUCUCAAUUUAUAUUAAAUCGAAAGUUCACAAAUGGUUCAGCUGACCCCAAAAACAACAAUGGGGUCAUCCACAGAUAUACGCACACACGUCCACGCAUCUCUCUACAUACAUACACAUAUGUAUAUUCAAUGGCCCAUUAGGAGGGGGCUCUUGGUAUUUGGGGUUACAAAUAAAUGAGUCUAUUGAUUAAAGGUUAGAAACGGGAUUCAAACUGAAAAUAUGAAAUAUUUUGUAAAAUUGUGUAGGUUUUUUAAUCAUUCGAAGGGUUAGCUAUUAUCGAGAAACAAUUAUGAAAUGAGUUAUAACGAACUUCACUACCAUAACUAAAACCCCUUUUUAACAAAUUCCUGCGGGCGCCACUGUGUGUAGGUAUUAUGUUUAGUAUAGAGAGACUAUAGAGCGGGGCAAUCUUAUCGUGCAGCAAGCCUUUUUUCCGCUUGGCUUGGGAUGGACAGUGAUGGGUUAAAAGGGAGCCCGUAUCACCCAGUUCCAUGCAUAUGUAUAUGUGUAUGUGUGUGUGUGUGCCUCCAUAUCUGUGUGUUCCUGCGUCUCUCUCACUCUCACCCACACCGCCCCUCUCGCUUACUCCCUCUCUCUCUGCCUCUGUCUCUGUCUAUUGGACUUUUUGCCAAAUCUAUUUCUAUCGAAUUCUCUUUACUAUUGCCUCCUCGAAAACAUUACAAUACAAAAUGAAUACAAAACGAUAAUAUGUUAAACAACAACCAAAAAUAAUGAACAAAAAUAAAAGUACAAAAGAAACAGCAAGAAACAAAAAGAAAAUGAAAUACUUUCGAAACUCGUUUAGGAAAUCGCGUAUCGGAGAUGGAGCUUCAGAUCCAGAUUCCGAUUGGACACGAUCGAACCAGCGUUGGAUGAAGCUGCGCACCACCGUGCAGAUUUCAUCGGCGAUACAGAAGAAACCACCGCUCAAGCGCGAAGACUCCUUCCUGAAGCGUUUCUCGACUAGACAGAUACCCGAAACACAGGAAACUGUUGAAGAUACGGGUUCAGAAAGUGCCUCUGGUGACGUCGACAAGAGUGUUAAACGACGGCGACGCUAUCUGCAGAAACGACGAUCCGUUGUUAAUCCAGAUGAAAAUUUUUACUUCUAUUGGUUAAUGAUGUUAACUGUAUGUGUUCUAUAUAAUCUAUGGACCCUAAUUGUGAGGCAGAGCUUUCCUGAACUGCAGCAAUCUGUGCCCACGUUUUGGCUCAUCUGCGAUUCGAUGACAGAUGUUGUAUUUAUCCUAGAUAUAAUAGUUCAAUUACGCACAGGCUAUCUGGAGCAGGGCCUAAUGGUAUACGACGACAGGAAGCUGGCCUGUCACUACGUUCACUCGCGCGACUUUAUCUUCGAUAUGAUAGCGCUGAUACCAUUGGAUUUGCUGCAGCUCAAGAUGGGCACACAUCCGCUCUUGCGUUUUACGCGCUUUUUUAAAGUUUAUCGAUCUGUGAGAUUUUAUUACAUCGUAGAAAGUAGAACAGUUUGGCCAAAUUUAUGGCGCGUUGUUAACCUAAUUCAUAUCCUGUUAAUACUGGCACACUGGUUCGGUUGUUUCUAUUUUUUACUCUCCGAGGCGGAGGGCUUUCAGGGCGACUGGGUGUAUCCGUAUCGACCCGGGGACUACGCCACCCUAACGCGAAAGUAUCUGGGCAGCCUGUACUGGUCGACCCUGACACUGACCACCAUUGGGGAUCUGCCCACGCCCGAAACGAAUGCAGAACCGAACUUUUCGGUGGACGGCCCACGUUCAAUUCCGCGGCGUGGCAUUAAAUCGCGCUUACUUCAAUUUGGCUCUAGUUAUGGAUAUAUUUUUACGAUCGUUAGCUAUUUGAUUGGUGUUUUUAUCUUCGCCACCAUUGUGGGCCAAGUGGGCAAUGUGAUAACGAACCGCAAUGCGAAUCGCCUGGAGUUCGAGCGCCUGCUGGAUGGGGCCAAGACCUAUAUGCGGCACCACAAGGUGCCCGGAGGGAUGAAGCGGCGCGUGCUGCGGUGGUACGACUACAGCUGGUCCCGCGGCAGGAUACAGGGUGGCGGUGACAUCAAUACCGCACUGGGCCUCCUGCCCGACAAGCUGAAAACCGAAUUGGCCUUACAUGUCAACCUGAGCGUGCUGAAGAAGGUGACCAUAUUCCAAGAGUGCCAGCCCGAGUUCCUCCACGAUCUCGUGCUCAAGAUGAAGGCCUACAUCUUUACGCCGGGCGACUCCAUUUGCCGAAAGGGCGAGGUGGCUCGCGAAAUGUUCAUCAUUGCCGAUGGCAUCCUGGAGGUGCUGAGCGAGACGGGCAAGGUCCUGACCACCAUGAAGGCUGGUGAUUUUUUUGGCGAAAUCGGCAUCCUCAAUCUGGACGGGCUUAACAAACGCACAGCGGAUGUGCGCUCCGUGGGCUACUCGGAGCUCUUCUCUCUGUCCCGCGAGGAUGUCCUGGCGGCCAUGAAGGACUACCCCGAUGCCCAGGAGAUCCUGCAGACCCUGGGCCGCAAGCGGCUAAUGGAGGUGCGCUGCGUGAACAAGAAGUACGCCAAGGCGCAGAGUGACAAGGAGGCGGCGGCCUAUGCGGCAGCUCAUCCGCACCACCAUCAGAGCCACCACCAGGGUCAGGUGCACCAGAGCGACAGCAGCGAGAACAGUGCCUCCAAGAAGAUCGUGGACAAGCUGAAGCACGACGUCAAGGGAUUCCGCAACGUGCUGAAGAAGUCCAGGACCUCGCGCAAAAGCGAUGAAUCCCUGGAGAUGCAGCCGCUGCACAACACCUCGCCGCGCGGAAGCAAGAUCCUGCUGAAGCGCAUGUCGCGCGUUCGAUCGGACGAAAAGGAUGCGGAUAGCGCCGAGGCCAAGGACGAGUUGCACGACAAGACGCCCAGCCCGAUUGGGGCGGGAUUGCCAUUGCUGCAGCGCCUCCGGCUCCUCAAGGAGAAGCAGGAUCGCGAAGAGCGAGCUGUUAAGUCCACACCACCACAGAAAUCUCCACCUCACUCACAUGUAACGUGUACGUUAUCGCCGCAGGAAUCGAUCCAGGAGGAGCCCGAACGCGAGUUCAGCGAAGGCUUUCCCCUGAUCCAGCGACUCCAGCAGUUGAAAAUUAAGAACGAGCCGCAGGCAAACGCCGCCGAACCCGGCGUCGUCAUGGUCAACACGCCGCCCAACAUCAGCAGCAAAAUAGAUUCGCAUUUCGCUGCCAGCCAGGCAGGUGCAUCGCAUCCUGGUACAAAUGGUGGAACCAUCGGCAUCUCGGCGCCGGGACAAUCGCUGACGGUGGCCCAGAUCAAGCCCAUCAUGAAGGUGUCCUUCAAGCAGAAGAUCCAACAGAUGCAGGGUGGCGGCGGAGGAUCCAGCAGUUCUCCGGGUCCAAGCACGGGAGCCAUAGCCAAGAAGGAGCCACCCAAAUCACUGGCUCUGGUGGCCAAGCACGCGACUUCCGAGGAUCCCGUCGCCGCAACCGGAUUGGGUUUGGGAUCUGGUACUAGCUCUGGCAUUGCCAUCAUAUCGAAGAGGGUAGUCAAACCUCAAAGCCAUAGGAUGGCUACUCCGCUGCAAUCCGACACGGACACCGAUGGCACGCCCAUCAAGCCGUGGUCCAAGCUGAAACUGGCCACUCUGAUGUCCUCCAGCUACACGAGCUUAACCAACUGUUCGCCAGAUGAUCUGGCCUCGCCGCUGAAGAACUACUCGCUGAGCAACAUACCGCAGCAGAUGGAGACGCAUCCGCGACCACGUCACCAUAGCGCCAGAAGCAGUUCGAGAUCACCGCGUCAUGGACACCACCAUCACCAUCAUCAUGGCCACCACCAGCACGGACAAAUUCAGGGGCCAAGCUCCACGAGCACCAACGGCUCCACGGCCAGCCAGGUGACGGCGAGCGCAAAACGAGAUUGCCUACGUCUCCAGAAGCCGGAGCAGCACUUGCCCGACGGCGAACUGACCGAACUGGGCGGCAAUGGACGGAGGAAGCUCUACCAAAGCGUGUUCGAUCUGUCGCCGGAGUACUGCGGACUGCCGUUUGUCAAGCGAUUGAAGAUCCUCAAUGAGCGCCAGAAGCUGGCGGAACUGGAGCGGGCACUGCAGACCCGUAGCUUUAGCUUGGACUGCUCCAAGUCCGGCCCGGAUAGCAAGGUGCCCAUUACGGAGUCCUUGUAUCGAUGCUACAGCGACACCUCCGGCAUCUACUCGCAGUUCCUCAGCACGUACGAGUCAACCACCAGCUCCACUUCGGUAUCCACCAAUACUUCCGCCUCUGCAUCGGCAUCCGCCUCCGCUUCCGCCUCCGCAUCGGAUAGCAACUCCAGGCAGUUGCAGUACGAACCCCUGCCACUUAGUCCCGAAUCGAAUGAGACCAUGGAGCGGCGCAAGCUGAAGAGCAUACUCAAGAAACUCCAGAUGGGCGGUGGUCAGCAGGAGGAGGCGGGGCCGGGCGCGGGAACGGGAGCGGUAAAGGGAACGGGGUCGAAGGUCAACUCCAGUGCCAGCCAAAAGGGGAAGGGCCUGCCGGCGGAGCCGACCUUGGAAGGCCCGCCCGCCAGUGCCAAGGAGGAGGAAUCUCCCUUCGGCGGUGCUGCGGCGAUCGGUUCGGUGAAUAAAGGUUGCGGUAACGGUAACGGUAGCGGUAGCGUUAGUGGUAACGGUAACGGCAGCGGUACGGUUAACGAUAGCAGUGCUAAAUCGAGUUCGCAUCCGAGCAAUAACGGCAACAGUGCGUAUACGUGUCCUCCUCCACCGGCGGUGGCUUUUCCGUUUCCGGUACCCAUUGCACCAGCAUCCGGCUCAGUUCCACUACCAUUGGAGCCCGGAGCGUCGAAUGUCUGGUCGCCGACGUUGACGUUGGUAACGCCCACGAAUUCGCCGCAGGAGAGCUUCGCGUUUCCCGCCCAACUGCAGGGGGAGUUGGGCGGACACGGAACCGGGCGCGGACUCGUUGGUGGCGUUGGCAGCGCCUCAGCGUCGAUGUUGCCAGCGGGAGCGGGAGCAACUGCAUCCGCAUCCGCAUCCACGUCCACGUCCGCCUCGUAUGUCGUCGAGUGCUCAGCGUCGUCGAAUCAGAUCCUCCAUGCCCAGUCCACCACUGAUUUGAAUUUGAAUUUGCAGCUCAGGCAGAACACGACCAGUGCGAUGGGCGGAGCGGGUCCAGCGCAGCGGAUCGAAGGCUUCCCGGAGGCACAGGACUACUUCAAUCAGAUCCUGAACGGCAUCAACCACGUGAUCAAGACGCACAUGAACGAGAUGCACUCCAAGUUCGAGACGCAAUUCUCCAGCAUGGCUGGUGAGGUGCGGCGACGCGACGCCAUCAUUGCCCAGCUGCAGCUCAAGCUGCGCUCCAUAGAGGGCAAGUCCACAGCGGCAGCGGCAUCCUCAUCCUCCUCCGCCCUGGUGCUGCCCAUCAGCCGGCGCCAGAAGAAGAUGCCCCAGCUGUCGGUGGACGACGAUGAGCCGCCGGAGGAGGAGGACAUCAGCAGUUCGGGCUCUUCAGCGGAACUUUUGUUUAUGCGAGGUGACUCCCUGGACACGGUGUUCACCUCAUCGCCACCCAUUCAAGGGGGCAGGCGCAGUACAUCGCCGGGUCCUAGUCGUCAUCAUGCGGCCUCGGCGAACGCCCUCAACUGUCCGAGCAGCUACUACGGAGGACCCGGUUCCCUAAGCUCCCGCCACGCCCAGAGCCACCCCAGCUUCUAUUCCGGCCAGGGCAAUGGACGUAGCAGCGGGCGCAGCAGUGGCUAUCGCGAGUGGAGCGGCGCAGCGGAGAGCGGACACCUGGUCAGUGGGAGUGGAUCGAGCGGCGCGGUCAUGGUGGCCGAUGUCACGGGCAAUCUGGCCCGCCUGUCGGACAGCGUGAUUCUCGACAUUGGCGAGAGCUCCAGCUCGAGUUCCUCUUCCAGCAAGAUUAACAUGGCCGAAGUGGAUGACGACGAGGAGGAGGAGGAUCCGAGGGGUCGGGUGGCUCGAAACGAGGAGGACAUGGACGACGGCGAAGGUGGUUUGGCGAGCCACAACGACUGGGAGGUGCAGAUGCUGGCCGCCGAGAUGGAACGGCAAGAGCGGAAGCGUGGCCACUCCCUGUCCGACAAUCUGGGCGAGCUGAAGCACUGCAGCACGUUUCUGCGGCGUCGCCGGAAGUUCAGCGACACGGAAACGGAAUUUAGUGAGACGGACAUGGAGGAGCAGUUGGCCAGAUCGGGCAGCGGCCCAAUGGAGCCCAGCGGAUCGGCACCAUCUAGCUCUGGAGCCGGUGGCUCCACAUCCGCGGGACAUCAGAGCGGCAGCCAGCGACCGAGAGCCUCCAGUCUGGAUCAGUUCAAUCUGCGCUACGGCAUCGGGCGCGGAAUCUUUAAAGCAAUGAGCAUCGACCGUGAUAAAGACAAGCUUUGAGAACUAUAAUCACGACCAAAUCUAACCCGAUCCCGAUCCUGGUCCUGGUCCUGGUCCUGGUCCCAAUCCCGUUCCGAGUUCCGAAUCCCAUCCCCAUCGCAACCAGAAGCGAUUUCAUCAGCAGAUAACCAAUAAGCAAUGGAAUUUGGACAGUAUUACCAUGGUACAAGAACUAGGUAUAUGAAUAUGAUAUACAAAACUAAGAAGAUGUCAGGACAUAUAGAUCUAUAUUCUAUAUAUGUUUAGCCCUAACGAAAUCCCCCAGCAAGAGAAUCGAUAUAUAAAGAUAUACACAUAUAAAGUAAAGCCCGAUUGAGAUAUAUAUAUAUACAUAUAUAUAUAUAUAUAAAACAUAUAGAUUUAACGGAAACAACAACUACUAAAAACCGAGAAACAAACACACAAAUAGCCAGAGAGUGUUCCCACCCCGGUUCCAAUUAUUUUUCGUUUCGCUUUCUUGAAUUGUAAUCUUAAACCCGAUUGUUUGUGCUUGCAAAAUGGUAAUAGUUUAACCCUAGUUUACCUUUUUCCGUUAAAAACUGUGAUUCCUGUUUACAAAGAUUUCUAAGGUCUUUCCUUUCCUUAAAAAAUUGCACUUAAAUAUGAAUAAUUUUUAUCCAGGAAAUUCUUCUUACAUGUUUACAAAGCAAUGAUUCUACGUUUGAUCUCAUGUUUUCUUCGUUUACUGUUUAUGAUGCUUUACAUUAAUUGUUAGUCUUAUUCAGUCGCUCUAUCAUUAUGCAAGUGUACUUAAGGGUCUGCCCAUAUUUUCUUAAAUUUUCAUUUAAUUAAUUUGCCAAAUUUGUGUGACCCUGUGAGAGAAUGUAUGUGCGUAGAAAAUAAUUCCCACAUUAAACCGUCCUGAAAAACGUCCAUGCCACGAUACGCAUGUUAGUUCAUUUUGUAUGUAUCUGUAUCUGAAACCGCAAAAAAGAUGAAAGUCGGCAUUUGUAUCUGCAUACCAAUUGUCUCGAUCCGAACCCAAAUCGGUAUAUUGAUCAGUUGCUCGUUUAGUUCGUGGACAUCGGGGUCAAGGGCCUCUCUACAGAUGUAUAUACCUCUUAUUGUUAGAGACUAUGGAACAUAUAUAUACAUAUAUAUUUUAAGUACGUACAUAUAUACACAGAAAUAUACAUAGUUAUAUAUCUAUAUAUGAACUAGUCUAAUGAAAACCGAAAGCUUUAAUAACUUAUAUAGAAAACUAUUUAAGAAACAUUUUAAAUACUAAUCGAUUCGGACAAAUGUUUUGAAAUAGAACAGGCCAAUCCAUUUCCAACACAACCAAACUAAAAAAAGGAAAAUUAAAUUAAAAUGAAAAACAAACACACUAAACACAUACAUAAGGCAUACACCUGCAUACGAAUAUCUAAAUAUAGAGCCUAUAAUAUGCAUAGAUUAGCGAUUUACUUGUUGAACACCCUCGGUUAAGCCUAUCGAAGCGUUAGUCAAACCUAUCGAAAAACUUAGACUAGCUCUGUAAACCUUAAACCUUUUAAGCCUCCAAAAUCCGAAGUCCAAAGUCCAAAGUCCCUGCAUCCAUUCGGUUUCGUUCACCUGAUCCCAAGCUUGACCUUCACCACAUCCUCCAAUCCUAACUAGAGAAACUAUCUCGCCGUAAGAAAGGCAACUCUAGCACUUAAGUAGUUUAGUGCAGUUCAAGAUAUAUUUCGAAACCGAAUCGAGUCUGUCUCACCGCCGCCGAAAACAAAAAUGUAUCUCAAGACUAUGUAGGCAGGAAACACGAUUGCUGAUUGUUGCUUUUUCAUUUUUGAUUUCUAUUGUUGCUCUGAACUAAUCGCUUUACUAAAGACAGUUACUAGCCAGGCCCUAGACGCACUCACUAAUCAGACGGUAGAGUCCGUAGAGAAAAGUUAGACACCCAACUCUAGAGUUUUGUAGUUUCAACUAGCCACAAAAAAGGAUGUUAAGCUGUACUCAAGCCACUUACUAUCGCUCUGGCUACUUCGGCUAUCGAUAACUAUCGUACUGUACUAAGCGCACUAACCAACACACACAAACACAAGACAAACACAUCCACACACUGAAAAUGAUAAAAGCCAAACUUAAAUAUUAGAUACUAUAUCUAUUUGAGUAUCUUGAAUGAGUGUUUUAUGAACACAUACAAAUUUAUGUACAUUUUAACAAGUAAGCGAUGUUUACCGAUUGCUUUCCUCAAAAGCAUCGAUAAGUACCGAUUAUUAUUUAAAAUUGACAGCAUUUCUUGGGGAAAAGCAUAUUUCGUUGAUUUUUUAUGAGAACUUCAUUAAUGGUACUCAAAAAAACGUAUUGCAUAUGUAAACAACUGACGAAAAAUGAUUUUCCCCAUUAACUAAAAUGUAUUUCUCCAAAAUUAGUCCACAGCAACAUAAAAAACCUGAAAUUCAAGGAACAAGGAAUUCUCAAGUGGGUUCAAAACAAAGAAAACCAAAGCAAACAAAACCAAAAAGUACACAAAAAGCAAAACUUAUGGGUCACAGCCAGCUAAGCAGUCCAACUAACUGUAAUAAGACAAAACGACAAGCACAACACUUAUGUAAUUCAAAACAACACAGCCGGAAGAUGGAGCAGGAGUAACUCUAUAAGAUUUUAAUUUAGUCGUUUAUUGGGUUCAUUUGUUGAGGAGGCCACGAUUGAAUGCCAACGAGGAGAGCCAUUUAAAUUGAAUUACAUACGCCAGGGACCACAAAAUGUCUUUUUUUGUCUCUUUUUUAUAUAAACGUGUAAACACAAUAGGAAAUCCUAGCAAAGUUAAUGAUAAUAAUGCCCAAAACAGGAGAGUGUUAUUGACCAGAAGGUAGUCAUCAUAUAAUCAUCGAUAUACCCUUAGCCAGGCACCCAUUAUAUAGGCCCCAAUCCCGAUUUAUAUAUAUAUAUAUAUAAAUCUUUAUAUAUACAAGUAUAACUGAUUUCUUAUGUACCACUCACUCUCGGUUCAAUUGUUGUCAGUCAACGAAAAACUCUGUGAGUCAAUUAUGUAUAUGGAUCAUUUUUAAUCGAUUGUUUUUAACUGAAGAUAUGCCAGAUGACCGAUUUUGACCUACUCUGUAUUGUACUAUAUUGCAUUGAAUACCGCGAAUUGUUGUCGUUGUUGAUUUUAAAUUUUAAAUUGCUCGUAUUUAAGUUACCGAUAUUUUUGUACAUUAGUUUAAGGUAGCGCAUAAUAAGUCCCACGAGUCUAGAGUAAAUUCCUAUAUAAAUGUAUAAAUACAUUUUUUUUCUCCUAAUUGCUAAUUUCGCAAUGUUGACCGAAUACUAAAGAAAAUGUACUUAUAGUGAAAUUAUACGCAAAAAAUAAUUUAAACUAAACUAAAUGAGAACUAAACCAAAGCAAGAAUGAAAACAAACAGAGAAAUUAGCACAUGUUAAAGAAGCGCAAAUAAAAGUGAAUACAAACGAAUAUGACAACAAACUUGCCUUCGGUUGCGAGUUACUUUUUAGUGUGCCAAAUCUACAUCAUAUCAGCUUUUAUUCACCACAAGGUAUGAUGUUGCUGCAAAAUAAUACGAAUCCCAAUUCGAACACUAAAUGAAACCACGAAAAACCGAUGCAAGUGAAGCUAAAUCCCCAGCAGGCAAGGUGAAAUAUGAAUGAGAAAUCGAGGCAAGCAGAACUUAUUUGAAUAAAAGAAGAAAAUGUAAAAACUA
Molecule: messenger RNA, 13343 nt
Organism: Drosophila sechellia
Lineage: Eukaryota; Metazoa; Arthropoda; Insecta; Diptera; Drosophilidae
Gene: Cngl
Product: Cyclic nucleotide-gated ion channel-like
Exons: 17
Coding region: 4069-9699 (1876 amino acids)
Biological process (GO): transmembrane transport; monoatomic ion transport
Cellular component (GO): membrane
Molecular function (GO): protein-containing complex binding; intracellularly cyclic nucleotide-activated monoatomic cation channel activity
Source: RefSeq, a predicted model, not a curated record